Mangifera indica (mango) is the source of this 2406-nucleotide messenger RNA. Its product is annotated as U-box domain-containing protein 18-like. Gene Ontology annotation, biological process: protein ubiquitination. The record is from RefSeq and is a predicted model, not a curated record. The transcript has a single exon. Gene Ontology annotation, molecular function: protein binding; ubiquitin-protein transferase activity. Bases 67 to 2118 code for a protein of 683 amino acids. Lineage: Eukaryota; Viridiplantae; Streptophyta; Magnoliopsida; Sapindales; Anacardiaceae. Gene Ontology annotation, cellular component: cytoplasm; nucleus.
AAACUUAAAAAGUGAAAUUCAAACGUUUUCCCCUUUGGUUUUUUCUUCUCCUUUUUUAUUUUUUGGAUGAUCCAUCAAAUUAGUGGGGCGGGUCGCCGGGUUCUGACAUUUCCGGCGGUUCAUCCGUGUGAAUCAAUCUCUCCAUCCACCCUUCUCUACUCACUUAUUGAGCUUGCUCAAAGCAUAUGUUCUUUCAAGUCUCGUUUUUUCUCUGCCAAUAAGAGAAAUGCUCACGGAACUAUUCGCCAGGUCCAGAAUGUUUUGAUUGUACUAGAAGAGUUUCGGGUCGAACUAUCAGAUGUUCCGGAUUCGCUUGUCCUUGUCUUCUCUGAGCUCCAUUUAGCCUUCCAGAAGAUUCACUUCUUGUUGGAAGAUUGUACCCGUGAAGGUGCACGACUUUGGAUGCUUAUGAAAUCGGAUCGGGUGGCCAACCAGUUCCGGAUCUUGAUUCGGGCCAUUAGUACGGGUCUGGAUGUCUUGCCCCUCGAGGCAGUUGGCUUAUCAAGCGAAGCGAAGGAGUUAGUUGAGCUAGCAAUGAGGCAAGCGCGUAAAGCAAGAUUUGAAGUUGACCCAGAUGAUAAACGGGUCAUUAAUGAUGUCACCAGGAUCUUGGGUCGGUUUGUGGAUGGGGAUGACCCAGAUAGAAAUGAAAUACAGCAGUUUUUGGAUUACCUGGGAGUCACAAAAUGGAGUGAAUGCAAUAAAGAAAUCAAGUUCUUGGAUACAGAAAUUGGGAUGGAGUACUUGAAUGUAGAGAAGAGAGGAGAAUUGUCAAUCUUAAGCAGUUUAAUGGGGUUGUUGACCUAUUGCAGAUGUGUAAUUUUUGAUCACGUUGACACUGAAGCUACUCAUCAUGUGAACAACUGGUGCACGAAGAUGCUAACUGGGGUGAACCCGGAUGAUUUUAUGUGUCCAAUUUCGCUGGAGAUAAUGAAAGAUCCAGUCACGUUGUCCUCAGGACAUACUUACGAUCGUGCUUCAAUCUUGAAAUGGUUUAGAGCUGGGAAUUCUACUUGUCCCAAGACAGGUGAGAGGCUACCAAAUAAGGAUCUAGUGUCUAAUUUGGCUUUAAAGAGGAUCAUUCAAGAUUGGUCAGCUGAAAAUGGUGUUUGCAUCGGUGAAGAAUCAAGUCACAAGAAUCGUGAUAUUACAAGAACGGUUCUUGCUGGGAGUAUGGCUGCUGAAGGAGCUGUGAAAUUGUUGGCUAAUUUUCUUGCUUGCAAGCUUCUAGAUGGGACAAGUGAAGAGAAGAAGAAAGCAGCUUAUGAGAUUCGGCUUCUGACCAAAGCAACCAUUUUUAAUAGGUCUUGUUUGGUAGAAGUUGGCAGCAUUCCAAGUCUAUUGAAUCUUUUGUCAUCAAAAGAUUCAUCUACUCAAGAGAAUGCCAUUGCGGCUUUAUUGAAUCUUUCAAAGCACCACAAAAGCAAGAGCAUAAUAGUUGAAAAUGGAGGAUUGGAAUUGAUUAUAGACGUUUUAAAGAAGGGACUGAAAGUAGAGGCUAGGAAUCACGCAGCCGCUACACUGUUUUACAUUGCGUCUAUAGAAGAGUACAGGAAACUGAUUGGAGUAAAUCCUGAGGCUAUACCGGCUUUAGUGGAAAUGGUUAGAAAUGGAUCUAAUCGAGGCAAAAAGAACGCAUUGGUGGCAAUAUUUGGGCUGCUAAUGCAUCCUGGCAAUCACUCGAAGGUGCUUGCGGCUGGGAUAGUUCCUUUACUGGUUGAUCUUUUGAGUUCUUCUCAUAUAGAAGAGCUUGUAACAGAUUCUCUAGCGGUUUUAGCAACUCUAGCAGAGAAACUUGAAGGGACAUUAGCAAUAAUACGUCAUGGAGCGCUGAAUGUGAUAGUGAGGAUUCUGGAUUCCUCUAGUUCCAGGGUAGGGAAGGAGUACAGUGUGUCUUUAUUGUUGGCUUUGUGCAUCAAUGGUGGUGCAUAUGUGGUUGCUCUUUUGGUUAAGAGCCCUUCUCUUAUGGGAUCGUUAUAUUCGGUACUCAGCGAAGGCACAUCGCGAGCUAGCAAGAAGGCCAGUGCUCUCAUCGGAGUUCUUCAUGAAUUUUCUGAAAGCUCGUCUGGCUCAAUGGUUCCAGAUUUUCCUCAAGAACGUCCUGUUCACGUUUGGUAACCCAAUUUUUUCAAGGGUAUCCAUUCAUCUGUCUUCCUAUCCAUGUAAGUACAAACAUUGGUUGCCUUUUCCUUGUUUGAUUGUUCUAUUAGCUUGCGUUUUUGAAGAGCUAAUAGCCAAAUCAGCUUCUGUUUUUUUAUGAAGCUUUGUGUACAGAACCUCUGUUGUAUGUGAUUCUAUUGUAGCUUGUAAUACAUGAUAAUAAGAUUGUAAUACAUUACUGCGGGAAACAUCAUCUAUUGUAGAUUUCAAGAUAAAUAAAAUGCUUAUUCUCUUUUGUAUAUUCAA